AUGCACUGCUCGACUUGCUAUACUUAUGUUGAGGACGAUUCACCACCAAUGGAAGAUGACUCAGGCUCACAGCACCACUCUGCCCAAGAGCCUCAAAGGAAAAAAAAGCAAUGGGGCAAUUCAUGGACCACACCCAACUGGAACAGCUACAUCUCAGAAACAAUUGCCAAGGACAAAGAUCACUACAAGGUCCAUGUCAUUCACAACCCAUUCAUGGAAGAUGUGCACACAGAUGACAGGUUUUUCACUGGGCCCAUCACUUCAGCUGGUCUUGGGGCUGCUGAGGAUCUCCUUCAAGAAAUGGUUUGA
Molecule: messenger RNA, 309 nt
Organism: Pisolithus orientalis
Lineage: Eukaryota; Fungi; Basidiomycota; Agaricomycetes; Boletales; Pisolithaceae
Exons: 4
Coding region: 1-309 (102 amino acids)
Source: RefSeq, a predicted model, not a curated record